Molecule: messenger RNA, 11985 nt
Organism: Coregonus sp. 'balchen'
Lineage: Eukaryota; Metazoa; Chordata; Actinopteri; Salmoniformes; Salmonidae
Source: the annotation of a GenBank genome assembly
UCCUCUCUUUCUGCAGGUGUGGUAGAGGGGGACCUGGCUGCAGUAGAGGCCUAUAAAUCAUCAGGUGGGGACAUCGCCAGGCAGCUGACGUCCGACGAGGUGCGUCUUCUCAACCGGCCCUCUGCCUUUGACGAUGGCUUCACCCUGGUCCACCUGGCCAUCCGCUUCCAGAGGCAGGACAUGCUGGCCGUGCUCCUCACUGAGGUCAGGACGACAUACAGGCCCUGCCAAUGUGUUAGCUGUAAUGGUACAGGUCAAAGACCGUUGUCUUUAUUCUGCUGUACCAGUUAGUGUAGAUUAAAUGUAUUGGUUAAUAGUCACUCCAUCUCCAGGUUGAGUUAGGUUCUGCUUAUCAAUGUUUUGAAGAUACCGCUGAUGAGCUUUGUUAACCUCUAUCUACCGGGAGACGACAUAGUGGAUGGGAUGUGGUGUAUGUGUGGCAGAUCGAUGGGUGCGUAAACAUGAUCCCAGUUUAUCCCGCUGCUGACAGGAGGCUCUUAUCCCAGGGUCAGUGAGUGUGUGUGUGAGCCCUGGAAGGACCGGCAGGAUUAUGUCCCCUAAGGAAGGACGGGACAGGGCAGGGUCUACCUGGGGCCUGUUCAGGAGGGUGCAGUGUUACUGAACGUUCAAAUGGAUAUGGAUUGUGUUAAACAUAUGAUUGAACAGGGAAUCGAGUCAGGGAUUCUACUCAUUACAUUUCUCUCUGCAACACUCUGAAUGUUUCACCUGGGUUUUAUUUGCAGUAGGAGACAUUUGAUCAUUUCUGUGUCACAUUCUCUGUCUCGGUCUAGGUGUCCCAGCAGGCAGCUAAGUGUAUCCCAGCCAUGGUGUGCCCUGAGCUGACGGAGCAGAUACGCCGUGAGGUGGCUGCCUCCCUGCAGCAGCGCAAGGGAGACUUCACCUGCUACUUCCUCACUGACCUGGUCACCUUUACGCUGCCAGCAGGUCAGCCUCCCUCUGACCUACUAUAUACUUCUGCAGUAGUUUUAUUUCGCCUAGUUACUGUGUAUAGUUAUGUGGCGUCAACUGUUUUGCUGCUCUUCUACACUAAAGCUUCAUGUCUUAGGCCUAUAUGAUGGUAGAAUACAUGUUUUGUGUUAGGGAAUUGCAUAAUGGUAUGGUUGUUUCCAACUACUCUUGAGAAAAAUAUUUUCCCUGGCACCAUCUUAGGGUAUUGUUGUGUGGCGAUUUGGUUGCGUAUUUCCACCCUUUGACUUGGCUGUGCGAGUAAAACAUUGAAUUGCUUGCAUCUGUGCGAGCUGCAAAUUCUAGCUGGUCAUUUCUGUCAACAUUUUCUGUUUUUGAGGAGGCUACAAUCAUGAUUUGGUAAAACACAAGGCUCCAAACUGCAACUAUUUAGUCACAUUUUGCAAUCCUUUGACUUGACUGUGCAAGUAAACUUAAUUGGACGCAUCGGUGCGAGCUGCACAUUCAACAUGAUCACUUCACUCCAAACUUACUCUUUUUUUUUUUAUGAGGCUAAAACCAUGAUUUGGUCAAAAAGCAUUAUCCUCAUGAUUCCUGUAAUGCAAGUGUCUGCCCUGUGCCUGUUUCGCUGGGGCCUGCUGCUGUGAUGAGCGAGCCACUCACGGCCUGUCCCCCUAUUAGUGCUCCGGGACAACAAAAAUACUCUCUGAUCAAAUAACAUUUCAAAAUCCAAUCCACUCCUUUUUUCUAUUGUGUGACGCCGCUGCAAAACUUUGGUGUGACCAAAUCAUAUGCUGGUGCCACCAAUUUAAAAACCAGGGGGAAAAGUUAGUCUGGAGCCCAUAGGUACAACGUUUUUGGUAGGGUACGCAAGGUUGAGUCUACAGCUAUUUUAGUUGAAUUCCUACUUGAGAAAUAGGCUACGUUGUGGUUAAAGACGAGAACUGCAGGGCUGAUAAGCAGUGAUGUCUGGUAUGCAGAGUAUUUGGGAAGCAUGCAGAUGCAUUGGCUUCUGGCCAUUAUAGAAGCCCCUCUGUUCUGUUGCACAAUGUCAAUGCAUUCAUUUAUUGAGCUGAAGAAUAGCCACUACUGUUGUCAAGGGCUCCAAUCACACACAGUAGCCCUGUAGCUUUAUUGUGGAAAGAAAAGGCAACACAAAACAAAACAUGGUUUAACAUUGGAUAGAAAACAGUCAAAUGUGGUGUCUGUAGUUUGCAGAGACGUCAGCUUGUAGAGUUACAAUGCAGCAUUGACUCCUGCAACCUCAGGAUAUUAAACCCUAAUCACUUCAGCCUGGCUUAGUUUUUAAGGCGUGUGCAGGUCAAGAGGUGAAGACGGAUUCACUUUCUUCUCCAAGCCCUACAUUUCAUUUCACUGUUGUCAAAUAAAUACUUGCCCUCUAACUUUCCCUUUUUGGGAAGUUUUUGGAUGAUGAACUGUAUCAUGUCUUUUUUGUGUUGUGUAUCUCAAGCAAUUGAAUGCCACCCUGUGUGUUUUUGUCUGCAGAUAUCGAGGACUUGCCCCCAACAGUUCAGGAGAAACUGUUUGACGAGGUCCUAGACCGAGAUGUACAGAAAGGUGAAAUAUUGACUUACUUCAUGUGAAUUUCAGUAACUUACAGUGGUUUGCGAAAGUAUUAACCCCCCUUGGUAUUUUUCCUGUUUUGUUGGCUUACAACCUGGAAUUAAAAUGGAUAUUUUGGGGGGGUUUGUAUCAUUUGAUUUACACAACAUGCCUACCACUUUGAAGAUGCAAAAUAUUGUUUUAUUGUGAAACAAACAAGAAAUAAGACAAAAAAACAGAACUUGAGCAUGCAUAACUAUUCACCCCCCCAAAGUCAAUACUUUGUAGAGCCACCUUUUGCAGCAAUUACAGCUGCAAGUCUCUUGGUGUAUGUCUCUAUAAUCUUGGCACAUCUAGCCACUGGGAUUUUUGCCCAUUCUUCAAGGCAAAACUGCUCCAGCUCCUUCAAGUUGGAUGGGUUCCGCUGGUGUACAGCAAUCUUUAAGUCAUACCACAGAUUCUCAAUUGGAUUGAGGUCUGGGCUUUGACUAGGCCAUUCCAAGACAUUUAAAUGUUUCCCCUUAAACCACUCAAGUGUUGCUUUAGUAGUAUGCUUAGGGCCAUUGUCUUGCUGGAAGGUGAACCUCUGUUUCCCUCAAGAAUUUCAUGUGUGUAUAUAUGCUGAGAUCAUGUGACACUUAGAUUGUACACAGGUGGACUUUAUUUAACUAAUUAUGUGACUUCUGAAGGUAAUUGGUUGCACCAGAUCUUAUUUAGGGGCUUCAUAGCAAAGGGGUUGAAUACAUAUGCACGCACCACUUUUCCGUUAUUUAUUUUUUAGAAUUGUUUGAAACAAGUUAUUUUUUUCAUUUCACUUCACCAAUUUUGACUUUUGUUUAUGUCCAUUACAUGAAAUCCAAAUAAAAAUCAAUUUAAAUUACAGGUUGUAAUGCAACAAAAUAGGAAAAACGCCAAGGGGGAUGAAUACUUUUGCAAGGCACUGUACAAUACCACUAUUUUACUGAAUUUUGUGUGUGUGUGUGUGAGCGAGAGACCAUUGUCAUAGUCAACAGUGGGUGGCAUCUGUAUAGCUUCCUAUCCCCUCUCUACUACAUGAGAAGGCUGCUGUAUAGUGUUGUAUUACAGGUCUAUUCCCUGCCUGCCAUUUUGCCUGCCAUUAUCGUGUGUGCUUGCAUCCAUGCUAAUCAUGCUAAUUGAGUUUUAGGAUUUCACUGAUCCCUAAAGGGCUCUCCACAGUGAUUUCACAGUCUACGCAAACGGAGCUACGGCAUUUGCGUCGCGUAAAAAAAAUUCUGACGCACAAAAGUACUUAGAACUACGUAGAGAGCAAUGCAAACAAACCUCAGUCGGAUCCGUUGCGUAGACUGUGUAGAGGCCUUUAGUGAAUGACUACUUCCUCCAGUACCUUUAGUAAAUGACUGUACUUCCUCCACACGCCGUCAAUGGUACUUUUCCACACUGAUUGCUCACACUCUCUAGGGUGUCUUGUGACCUGUUUAGCACACCAAGGGUAACAAGCCAGUGUAUGGAAGACCAGGUGACCAAAGUCACCCUAGUCACCUCCAAACGCUCCUGUCUUUCGCUCUGCUAUGAUGAAGCUGCAAGUGCAGGUGUAUCACUUUUCAUCACACUCGAUCCCCUCUUUGAAAUAUGAUCAUGCUGGGGUCCUUUCCAGUGCCAUCACCGGUCAUGUAGAAUCAAGGUGGCACCUUCAGCCAUCCGCACCUUGUCGUUGUACAUAGUGCAAGCCCAGCAUCACAAUGGUGUCCUUGCUAUCACUGUUAGUGAUGGGAAGUUCAGCUCUUUUUACUGACUUGGAUCUUUUCAACUCAUUCAGUAAAAAUAAUUAAUAUUUAGACUCAUUUCAAAUGAUGAACUGAAAACUCGAAAGAGUCAUGAUUCUACAAGCCUGUUGUCGUUCACCAUAACGGGCUUAUGGAGCUGUCAUUUGUGACUGAGACUUUUAAAAUGUGCUUUAAACAAUGUGUACAUUUGUUGAUUGCUAUGUAUACAUUUGAAACAAAGUUGUGGCCGCAAACGGACAAGAUUGUGAACGACUCUUGGUGGAAUGCAUUGCUUGAACGAACUGCAGCACCCCAAACGAUUCGUUCUCAGGUUUUUUUAUAGCAAAGACAGUGUAUGUUUUGGUUCUAUCAUAAAAUUCAAGAAUCAAUCAAUUCCAUUUAUUCUUGAACCAUGCAAUCAAUUAUGAGUUCUAAACAUGUCUUUUUCUUCUCUAUGCUGUUAUUGCUGCCUGCAGCAUGAUCUAUUUUAGAGUUGUUGGUCGGCGCACGUCUUCGGAGCCACUGAGCUGGAGAAGCGCGUCUUAAUCCUUCUGUUGUAAUCGUGGCCAGGAGGUCAAACGAACAACAAAAUGAACGAAAAACGAAUCAUGACUCUCGAGUCAGUAAAGAGUCGUUACAAAAGAAUGAAUAGUUUGCGAACUGCACAUCACUAAUCACUGUACAUCCCUACACAUUACAAGACUUGAUUAAUUGAACAGGGAUGUUAGUUCUGGGCUGGAACAAAAGCCUGCACACCAUGUAAAACCAAAGAGUGCCCUUUGAAAGCCUCACUUUCCCUCUCUCUCUCAGAGCUGGAGGAGGAGUCUCCCAUCAUCAACUGGUCUAUAGAGCUAGGAACGCGGUUGGACAGCAGGCUGUAUGCCCUGUGGAACCGCACGGCCGGGGACUGCCUGUUAGACUCAGUACUGCAGGCCACCUGGGGCAUCUAUGACAAGGACUCUGUCCUCCGCAAGACCCUUCACGACACCCUGCACAACUGCUCCCACUGGUGAGGCCUGGGUCUGGGGUGUGACUUUGUCUGGGCAUGGGGAUAGGAUGAGAAGGCUAUGUUUGUUUAUGCAAACCAAUUAUUUAAUUGUGGAAAAAGGACAACCGUUCUCAUUGCAAAAGGGUUUAAAGCAUUUGAGUAACCAUACUUAAAUCCAAACUGGUUCUCUAGCAAAUUAGUAAGAAUGUCUCACCCUAUGUUCAAGAAUGGCCUUUUUCCCCUUUAUUCAGAUUACAACCUCUCACUUUCAGUUAUCUGAAAAGGAAAUAAUCUCCCAAAUAUCACCAUUUCUAAAACAAGCCAAAGAAAGUUGGUUGCAAUUACAAUUUCAUCCACCAGAAACUACAGAACAAAUAAUACAACAAAUAUUGUGAUUAAACUCAAAUAUACUAAUUGAUAAAAAACAAUGAUAUUAGGAUUAUUUAAAAAAAAAAGUAUAAUCUUCGUAAAUUAUAUCAUAGGUAGGACUGGUGGAGUUAUGUCGCACAUGCAGCUAACAAAAACAUAUGGAAAUAUCUGCUCUACCCAAAAUUACAACCAACAAAUUGCAGCAUUACUGCAAGAAUGGAAGAGGAAUGUGGUAGGGGGAAAAAGUAAGGAACUUGUGUGUCGGCCCUGCAUUAAAGACCAUAAUUGGUUAAAGAAAAUUGUGAUAAAUAAAUAAAUAUACCAGUUUCAUUCAAGGUCCAAAGAUUGACAGCCAUGCCAUAUAGAUUACAAAAUUGUUGGGAAGAGAUUUUUGACGUACUGAUUCCAUGGCACAUGGUUUAUGAACUGAUAAGCAAAACGACGCCGGAUUCAAAAUGUAUAAAUUUCUAUUUAAAUUAUUAUACAACAUUCUUGCAACCAAAAGAAUGUAAUUUAUAUGGGGAAUACAACCUUCCCAGCUCUGCAGAUUUUGCUGCGAAGAGAUUGAAUCAUUAGAUUGUUGGAAAAGCAUUCCAGGUGAAGCUGGUUGAGAGGAUGCCAAGAGUGUGCAAAGCUGUCAUCAAGGCAAAGGGUGGCUAUUUGAAGAAUCUCAAAUAUAAAAUACAUUUUGAUUUGUUUAACACUUUUUUUGGUUACUAAAUGAUUCCAUAUGUGUUUGUUCAUAGUUUUGAUGUCUUCACUAUUAUUCUACAAUGUAGAAAAUAGUAAAAAUAAAUAAAAAUGAGUAGGUGUGUCCAAACUUUUGACUGCAUCACUUUGAUGCAGACAAUUACAGUGAUGGAAGCUACAAUCUAGCUGCAAUAUUAAAGCUGUUCUACCCCCCCCCCCCCCCCCCCCCCCCCCCCACACACACACACACACACACACACACACACACACACACACACACACAAAACAAAACAGAGGGUCACUGACGUGUGUUCUGUCUGUCUAGGUUCUACACGCGCUGGAAGGAGUGGGAGUCAUGGUAUUCCCAAAGCUUCGGCUUGCAUUUCUCACUCAGGGAGGAACAGUGGCAGGAAGACUGGGCUUUCAUCCUCUCACUGGCCAGCCAGGUACACAAACACACACUCACUAAUUUCCUUAUGCAUACAUACAUACAUAAAGCUUUAAGCUUUUUAGGUGGAAGGACUUGACUUGGAAUCAGCAGUGUACAAAUGUAGAAUCUUAAUUUGAUCACUGUUUUGUUGAGAAUUAUAUAUAAAAAAGAUUGCACCGCAGAAAAUGCAGAUGAGCUUUGUGAUUUACAUAAAUUCUGAAAACCCACUCUAACACAAGGUUAUAAUAACAGUAUUGCACUUUUCAUGGAACCUACUUUUGGGCUGCUAAAAGCCUAACCACUGAUCAAGCAACAUUAUAGACUAAACGUUCAAAUCCUGUUGCUGCAGGAUUAUUUGGCUGUGACAAUGUAGGUGAAAUUAAGAUCCUACAUCUGUACUGUAAUAUGCUAAAAUAUGAAAAGCAUUUACUGCCCAUGAAUUAUGCAAUGCCAUACUGCUCUGACCAUAUAGAAAACCCCAGUGUAUGAGAGCCCCCACUGUCAUUUUUAUUUGACAGUUGUGUAACCUCAACUGUUCCUCUACUAUAUUAAUCAUUUAAGAUGUAGAACCAACAGAGGCAUUGACUUAAGGUUUUCUUUUUAACAAUCAAAUUAUUCUUGAUCACAUAUUUAUGGUAUAAAGGCAUGGUUUUAAGACUCCGGCUUACAGUAUUGCUGGAUGUACGUCCAAUCAGGUUAGCCUAACAGCUAAUAGUAAGUAAUAGCACAAAUCCUAAUAGUAUAUUUUGCAGCUAUGCACCACAAAGGUAGUUUGACGUGCCUCUCUCUUUGUGUUGUUUCUCUCUCUACAGCCUGGAGCCAGCCUGGAGCAGACUCAUAUUUUUGUUCUUGCACACAUUCUUCGUAGACCAAUCAUCGUCUAUGGAGUGAAGUAUUACAAAAGUUUCCGUGGUGAAACACUUGGGUACACCCGUUUUCAAGGUGAGAUGAUGUCUGUUUUCUUUGGCCUCAGUCUUCAAUUGGGCUGAUUUUUAAAGGCUUUUUUCUCUCCCGUUGAUGUAGUAAGCUUUGUAGUAAUCCUGUCAAGCAAAAUGCUCUCAAAAUGCACAGUGUUGCAGAUUUAUCUCUUCUUGUCCAAUUAGAUUGACGGCCCAGUCUGUGUCCAUGGGUUGGACAAUAUCUGCUGGGUCAGACAAAGCCCUUCUGAUUUGAAUUAGCCCUAGCACAUGAAUCGUGGCACAAGGAUGAUGCUAAUUUUCGAUUGGGUUUGCUGAUUUGAGAGUUUUGCUCAAAGGUCAGUAUUCAAUCAAUAAUGGAUUUCCGGAUAGCACUUUCAGAGGUGUUUUGAUUUACACAGCAGUGUGUCACAGGUGGAGGGAGUUGACACUUGAUUUAGAAAUUGUCAGUCUCGUGGCAUGACCCUUAGCAUUGCAGAUAGAACUGUAUUAUAAGACACGAUUCCCUAAUGUACAUUACAGAAGAAUGUGUUUUCCAUAAUAUAACCUAUUCCUUUCUUACUCUUCUGCACGUUGCACCCCAGUGAACACAAGCUGUAGUCCGUAUUAGGGGUGUGAGCGUUAAAACAUUGUAAUGUUUCAACAAAAUGCAGAUCCUUAAUGUUAAGAAUCCCUAACCGAAAAACAGCUAGGAGCAUUGAAGCACGAGGCUCAACUUCCCCACUGUUUUGGUGCCCUGGCUACCACGCUGUGAGCAGUGUGAAGCAAACCUGUGCAGAUACUGUGUGUGACAGAGUAGUGUUGCAUCUCGCUCAUCUCAUGAGACCCAAACUGUUGCUGGCAGCUGCAUUAUCAAUUCACAUGGAAUUUUAUAAACAUUUCUUAUAGUUUUAAUGAAAAACUGAGUUUAAACAUUAAGAAUGUUUUUCCAUUUGUCACAUCCCUAGUUUGUAGCUGUCCACUACUGAGCCUAGGUGCAGAGUCCCAGUGUGAAAUGCCACAAGCGUGUCUGCAUACAUCCCAUUGCUCACAUAAUCUGUCUUCUCAUUCUUACAGGAACUGUAGCCGCAUCAAGAAUCAGUCCAAGUAGAUGAUCUGUUUAGUAAAGGGAGGGUGGUUACAAUUGUUCGUUGGGAUUGUUCCAAUGCUGAUACAGCAUGCAUGUGACUCUCUCUCUAAAACCAGUCGAAGAACAAUUCUGACAAAAUAAUCCCACCCCCUAACUAUGAAGCAAUGCAGGAGCAUGGUUCACUGUACAUACUGUUAAAAGUCUGUCUCUCAGCAUAUGUUAGCCAUCAUGAGAAGAGAGAGUGGUAGUGUAAAGCGGGCGUCCAAUAAGGGCUGAGGGCGGGGUCCACCUCCGUGGGCCCUAGUAAACAGUCUGGCUUUAAUUAGCCUGGAGAGCCCGUGCAGCCAUAAUAAAAGCUCUCUAACGAUGGGCUGCAUGUGGUAAUGGAGGAAUGAUAUAGGCUACUGUUUGUGUUGCCAAGGGAAGGAGAGGCUUAUGGGUGUCCAUGGAGGGAGGGAAGGAGAAAGCUCAGUUUUAAAUUGGUUGCCAGGUGAACCCAGUAAACACACAAUGGCAGACGGUUGAACAGUGAGGGAUAGUAACUGUUCUAGAUGCUCAAAAACAGUGGUUUGUGGUUUAAGUUAUGGUCACAAGGUGAAGUGUCCCAUUCACUUGUAGAUGCUGUCUAGUGGGUUAUGAGGCUGAUGGAAUAGUCUCAGGGAAAUUGUCCAUUGUGUUUGGGAAACUGUUGGUAAGCAAUAUGUCAGCCUGUUUUGACAUUUUGGUUUGUCAUCUCUCUCUAUUUCUCUUUCUUUCCUUCCCCAUGUCCCUUUUACCUCCUCCCUUGAUUUCCCCCUCCUCUCUUCCUCCUUCACUCUUCAUCUCACCCCCUUCCCUCCCUGUCCUCUCUCCAGGUGUGUACUUGCCCCUGCUGUGGGAGCAGAGUUUCUGUUGGAAGAGUCCCAUCGCUCUGGGCUACACCCGCGGCCACUUCUCUGCACUGGUGGCCAUGGAGAAUGACGGCUUCGACAAUCGGGGUGCAGGCGCCAACCUCAACACAGACGAUGACGUCACAGUCACCUUCCUACCGCUGGUAGACAGUGAGAGAAAGUUGCUCCACAUCCACUUUCUCUCAGCACAAGAGGUAGGAGGGAGCUCCCGCUGUGGUAUCAUGAAUAUUUAUAUGGACCCCGACUGGCUGCUUUUCAAGGAUUCUGUCAUUCAUGCUAAUUCAAGCUAAGUUCGCUAUUCAUGCUGAUUACACCAUCUGCUAAGUGACUAUAGUGUAAAACGUAUGUAAGUAUUUUGCUAUUCUCGUGAAGUGACUGGAAUGUGAAAAGUAAGGGAGAUUGGCUGCACUAAUUGCGAUUUUCUCAGUAUGAGAGCAUUCUCUAAAGUAUGAGAUGUAGUCUCAUGGUUGAUGGUUUUCUUGUCUGUGUGUGUCAGAUGGGGAAUGAGGAGCAGCAGGAGAAGCUGCUCAGGGAGUGGUUGGACUGCUGUGUGACAGAGGGUGGAGUGCUGGUGGCCAUGCAGAAGAGCUCCCGCCGGCGGAACCACCCCCUGGUCACACAGAUGGUGGAGAAGUGGCUGGACGGCUACCGACAGAUCCGCCCCUGUGCCUCGCUCUCAGACGGUGAGGAAGAUGAUGAGUAACAAAACGGGAGUAGGCGGGGUCCCUAGGGGCAUGGACAAACUGUGAAAGGGGAGGGAAUCAUGAGCCUCACUCUACCCUGGCAGAGGACACACACUUAGAGCUAUCUGGACAAACCUGAGACUGACAGAAAAAAUAACUAGGGAUGAUCAGAACUAAAGGAUUGUAGUUUUCAAAUGCUAUUGAUCUUUAUUGAUUUUCAUGUAAAAUCUUUAGGCAAAAGUGUAAAUGCAUGUGGUUGUUUAAAAAAUAAGUAUAAGGAAAUAUACCAGCAUCGAUUCAAAUCAACACAUCUUUAUAUCGGUUUAUUAUGGGCACUGCCGAAAACACACCCAAAAUUACUGUCCUUUUAGUAGUUUUUCCAGUUGAAAUGGUUGUCUUGUUUUUUGAUGGGCAGGGUCUAGGCCAACAUAUCUUUGGGUCAGGGCACCCAACAGAGAACUGCUGCAAUUGUGUACUAUGAACUUAAUUCUUAAAGGGAUACUUUAGGACGAAGCCCUUUUGUCAACGAAGCCCUUUAUCUACUUCUCCAGAGUCAGAUGAACCAUUUACAUUACAUUUUAGUCAUUUAGCAGACGCUCUUAUCCAGAGCGACUUAGUUAGUGAGUGCAUACAUUUUUUGAACCCACGGGGAUACCAUUUGUCUCUGCAUCCAGUAUGAAGGAAGUUAGAGGUAGUUUCGCGAGCCAAUCCUAAUUAGCGUUAGCGCAGUGAAUAGAAGUCUAUGGUAUCUGCUAGCAGUUACCAACUUCUUUCAAACUGCACGCAGAGACAAAUGGUAUCCACGGGUUCAUCUGGGGAAGUAGAUAAAGGGUUUCAUUGACAAAAUCCCCUUAGUAUCCCUUUAAUACUAAGCACUGCACAUUUAUGACUAACUGCUUGAAUAAAGGUAAUUUAUGAAGCUUUGAAAAGGAAAUUCCCUUCACCUCAAAGCUAGUGUCACUAAGGUUUAGGAGAUCCAACACAUUGAUGAUUAGUUUACCCAGAAUGGCCAAAAUGAAGUCUUUAUUUUCUUGAUCUCCAAACUAAUUCUACAUAUUUAUUUGUUUGGGAGCUUUUGAGCUGAGAUCUUUGAUUCUCUGGAUUUCUUUUUGUGGUUUUGUCAUUUCUUUCAAUCCUGAUGAAGACGUUUGUUGCACAAACAUUUUUGCUUUGAGGAAAAUAACCAUUAUGAAAGUUUACUUCAGUUCUCAUGUAAUUUAGUACCUCAUUUGGAUGUUUGGUGCUUUUUUUGGAGGAGAGAGUAAGACGCAUUCAAUGUCGACAUUAAAACAGAAUCACACUAGUUUCGUCAUGUUUCUUUUUCUGUCCUGCUAUUCUUCCCUGUCAAGUUUAACCCAUGGUACCUGUGUGUUUCUCCUCUAAUGUAUGCUUCUUGUCUAUAUGUGAACCCAUCUUGAAUUAAGUUUAAGGUAUUUGUGAGACUGCACAUAAACCAAAGAAUCAUGAGUGGUCAUACUUUUGCAGUGAAAUACCUUUUUGUUGGGUUUCCUUGUCAUUGAGUUGAGUACUGUAACUUAUUUUGGUGUAUUACAAUCUAGUUAUACACACGUUGAGCAUCAUGUGUAUGUUGCUUUGUAGUUAUGCAAUAGUUGUGGAUUUAGGUAAAAGCCUGACCUCGCUAUAGUGCGUGUGGCACAGACAGGGAAAAAAAGAACAUUUUUAAUGUCCAAUUUAUGAAGUCUAUAAAACUUCA